AUGGCCGAACCCGAUCCACAAUUCGUGGCCGAUACGCUGCGCGCCCGCGCCGAGAUGGCACUCGCCAAGGCCCAGCGACACGCGGCUGUUCAGCGUCUCCUUUCCCACCCGGCCAUCGCGCCAGCCCGCGAGAUCCUUGCCGACCCCAUGGUCUGCGCGGCGCUCGUGGGCGCGUUCAUCGCACUUCUGUUCUUCAUCUUCUAUCCCGCGGGUAAGAAGAGCCGUCGUUCUGGCGUGCCCAAGGCCCUCCUCGUCGGUCCGACGGAUGCAGGCAAGACGGCCAUCUUUGCCAAGUUCGCACAGGACGAGGUGCCGGCUACACACACGUCUACCGUACCGUCGACGGCUAGCGUUGCUUUGCGCGCGAGCGGACGUUCCAAGACGGUCCGGCUGGUUGAUAUGGCUGGGCAUGCGCGGUUGCGCGACGAGGUGUCGGCGGCAGUUGCUGAUACGGAUGCGGUGGUGUUUGUUGUGGAUGUGAUGGGCGUUGUGCGUAAUGCGGCGUCCGUGACUGAACAACUACCGCCCCUCCUCACUGCGAUGGCGGGCACCGCCUCCCGGCGCGGCUUCAACACCUCCCCUCUCCGUCUCCUCAUCCUCGCACACAAGGCUGACGCGCUCUCGCGCGAGGCCACUGCCCUUUCGCCGCCCGAUCUCGCACCUCAGACCCGCCAGACGGCCGAGGAGCGCGUGCGCUCAGUCCUCACCCGCGAGAUGGACCGGCUCAAGUCGGCGCGCUCCGCCUCGGGCGGACGCAUCGAGGGAAUGGGCCGCGUCGCUACCCAGCGUGGAUGGUGGGCGCGGCUCUUUGGCGCUCCCGAACCAGUCGCCGAGAACACUGAGGAUGAAGAGGCACUCGUGUGGGGCGGGCCAGGCGCUUGGAACUGGGACGACGUUGAGGGCGUGGAUGUCGAGUGGGGCGUUACGGGCGUUGGUGGAGCCAAGCCGCUUACGGAGGAGUGUGAGGAGGGAGACGGUCUGCAGGACCUCACGGACUUCUUCUGGGAUCUGUAG
Messenger RNA from Cutaneotrichosporon cavernicola, 1014 nucleotides. RefSeq lists its product as uncharacterized. Lineage: Eukaryota; Fungi; Basidiomycota; Tremellomycetes; Trichosporonales; Trichosporonaceae. The record is from RefSeq and is a predicted model, not a curated record. Bases 1 to 1014 code for a protein of 337 amino acids. The transcript has 4 exons.